Lottia gigantea (owl limpet) is the source of this 291-nucleotide messenger RNA. RefSeq lists its product as hypothetical. The annotation marks the transcript as partial. The transcript is spliced from 2 exons. NCBI's taxonomy places the organism in Eukaryota, Metazoa, Mollusca, Gastropoda, Lottiidae. The record is from RefSeq and is a predicted model, not a curated record.
UGUCCUGAUGGUUUUUAUGGUGCUGGUUGUCAGAAGAAUUGUAAUAAUAGAAAAUGUCUGAAGAAUUCAAUGUGUGAUCAUGUGACAGGAGAAUGUACUGGUGGAUGUUCUGUGGGUUAUAGCUGCAGUAAGAAAUGUUCAGAUAGAAAAUGUAAUGAUAAUUUAAACUGUAACAGUAAAACAGGAGAAUGUAUUGAUGGAUGUCAACCAGGUUUUCAGUCAAUUGAUUGUUCCUAUGGUAAUAAUAUCGUUUUAGUUCUGCAACCUAUCAAAGAAUUUAAAGCUUGGUAA